AUGGUAGACAGUUCAAAGGAAUUCAGACGGUGUGUGGCCAGAGAAGACCUUUUAGAAAGGGGCAUUCUCCAGUGGCAGAGGAAAAAAACUGCAUUCCCAACAAGUGUUCUCAAGGUGGGCUAUAUUGGAGAGGCAGGUAUCGAUACAGGAGCACUUAGGAAAGAGUUUCUAACAGAUAUGAUUUCAGGUAUUGAACAAAGAUUCUUUGAAGGACCUGAAAGGCAGGGUAAAAAUCCAAAGUUUUCACUCACGGACCUUGAUAGUGAAACCUUCAGAACUGUUGGAGAAAUCAUUGCUGUUAGCCUUGCCCAAGGUGGCCCAGCUCCAGCGUUUUUUAAAGACUGGUGCUACAACUUUUUCUGCAGUGGAGAAGUGGACUUUGGAUCUCUGACUAAAGAGGAUGUAACAGAUUUGGAAUCUGCCCUGCUAAUCACCAGG
Molecule: messenger RNA, 438 nt
Organism: Cyprinodon variegatus (sheepshead minnow)
Lineage: Eukaryota; Metazoa; Chordata; Actinopteri; Cyprinodontiformes; Cyprinodontidae
Product: G2/M phase-specific E3 ubiquitin-protein ligase-like
Exons: 5
Molecular function (GO): ubiquitin-protein transferase activity
Source: RefSeq, a predicted model, not a curated record